AUGACCGUAAGCUGGCACUCACUCUCCCCUCCAUCAGCAGCACGCAGACCUGACAAAGUACUCUGGGACCAGCUCACUAGCAAAGCCCAUCGCUACAUCGAGGCGCUAGACACAGCGAGAUGUAAUGCCCACUGGCAUGAAAUCCCCGAUAUCCUUCGAAAAAUCUUGAAGCAUGCUCCCGAGAGAAAAUGUAUGAUUCAGACAGCACAAGCAGAAUACCAAGUCGCCAGUUAUGCUGCCAAACGGACGACUUCUAAUAUCCCGCCUGACUCCGCAAAUGGAUCGCCGCUGCUGGACCUUAUACCUACCCUCCUAUCCGUUAUUGGUGACGAUGAAGGAGAUAUUACGCAGGAUAUAUUUCAGGCACGUGUGUGCUUAAGCUGGCUACAUUGGGAGUUGUUGGAGCCCGCAUUAGCGGUUUCGUGUCUACCUAAAGAUCUUGGUGCUGCUGUCCACUUGCUUUCCGGGAAUGGGCAGCCCUUGUCUCCUUGGACUGAAGAGCUGCUCUGUGGUGCAGCGGAUGCAAUAAGGACCAUGAAAGCGAUAGUUCCGCGAGUUUCUUUUCCCACAUCCCCUUCUCCAUCAACUCCACAGUAUCUUUUCUGGACAGAGCAGCUUUUAGCAAAGAUUGCACUGCUUUCUAACGAGGCUGUUAUAAAAGAUGGCGCAUUAUCGCGAGAAUCAGCAAUUGAAUUUGCCUUGAAAUCGUUUCGUGCUUGGGCCUCUCAUCGAGACGUGAAGGCAGAUCCUGCUUCAAUAUCAAAAGACGCUAGUACUUUGAAUAUCGGCUCUAAGCCUCAGGUAUGGCGGGCAUACUAUAACCUUCUGUCGCACAUCUUACAACACAAAUUGUCCUAUAUCAGCUGGUCAGAUGCUCCUAAACGAGGUCAAUUCGUUUCAGAGUUUCGGCGAGUUGAAACUAUAUGCGAAAAUUCACUUUUAAGAAAUGCAAAGUUUCCUAGAGCCGAUGCGUCCAAUCAAGAUAUCGAGGUGUGGGUUGAGCAAGUCAUUCACAAUUGGCAUAUCCUUUGCAGCUCGGAGUGGCAGGAUGCAGAUUUUGGAGAAGGGGGUCAUGAUGCACUAUCUCGCAAUGUUCUUGAUAUUCUCUAUCGUGCAGCAACAAAAACAUUUCAUUCCACUUUGAUAUUACGGCGCCUUUUUCAGGUUCAUUCAGUUCUAGCCGAAUUUGAUCUCGCAAUCAAGGCUCUCGAUACAUAUAUCAGUCUCGUUGAUUCGGCGCGGAGCCGCGCAACGCAGGCAAGCAAAUCAGUCGGAGAAACUGAGAGUAUAGAUGAUUUCGUUCGUACUUUAUCUGAAGGAAUCAAUACAGUUUGCUGUUUUGGCACGUAUCGCAAUGCAGAAAAGGCCAAGGAGCUGACCGAUCUGCUUGAGCGUAUCUUAGCAAAUGAAACUGAAGAGGAAGUUCCGCCGGAAUCCAAUCGAUCAGGACUAAAUGGAGUUACCAAACUCUCGCCCACCACGAUUGCAAUUGCGCAUAGAGCGGUCGGAAUCGGGCUUGCAAAUUGGUCACGGUGGACACCCAUAACAGAAUCCCGACGUGACCUGCAGGCUUCAGCCAUAGCAUCACUAGAGGCUUCCUUGUCUGAAGAACUAGGCCAUGACAUGAAUUCUGCUUCAAUAUUUGCUCUAGGAUUGGUGCUAGCAGAAACCCGGGAUAUUAAUGGCGCUAUUGAUCGUGUGCGUCUUGCAUUGAGCUCAGCAGACGUAAUGGGUGAUGAAGGUCGUCCCUUGGGCCAUCAGCCGUAUACCAAUGAGUAUGAUCUUGUUCCAUUAUGGCACUUGCUUGCCCUUCUCCUAAGUGCGCGUGAAGAAUACGAGUCCGCUAGUCACGUAUGUGACGCUGUUCUUGACACCGUGGUCGCAGGCAAUACCUACGCUAAUAUAAUAAAAUCCGAAUACCAACAUCAAAAUGGUGAGAAGAUGUCUCGGUCACUAACGAGUACCGGCGACGAUAAGCUUCCGACGCUUGAUAACAUUGGAAUUCGUAAGAAAGAAAAUAUUCUAGAAUUACGAAUGACUCAACUGUCUCUAAUUGAAACUCUACACGGUCCCGAAACCGCUGUGAAUCAUGCUGAGGAGUUAUUAGCUCUCUUCGGCCGCAUUUUUGCAGGAGUAGGUAUCUCGGAACCUGAACCAAAAUCUCAAAAUGAACAUCUUGCUCCUCCUAAAAGCUCCAGUGGGACCGUCCGUACCUUUCGCGGCAGCUUUUUGGGCCGGAAGAAGCCCAACCGAGAUACAGAGCACGGAUCUAACCUUGGUUGUGACAUGGCUUCGGCGCCAACAGCUCCUUCGCUCUCGACCUCUGUAGUUGAUGGUUCUCCUCCGCCUAUACUUCUGCAAGCUGGAAACCCAUCUGGCUCAAAGGAGAGACCACAAAGUGGAGGAACAAGGGCGAGCUCUGUUCGCCGAAGAGAUGGUACUCAACCGCAUAAACUCCAUAAAAGGGAGGGUAGCGUUGCAAAGUCCGUGCGCCACCGUAGCCAUGAACGGCGUUCAAAAUCACCGACACCUUCUAAUAAAUCUCACCCAGACCUAACAUUUACCACAGCAGAAGAAACAUCGGAAUCCCCUCCCCAUAUAAAGUCACCAACUAUCAACCACGACGGUUCAAUGUCAGCAAGACAGAGCUUAGCUCCGAUUCCUCAUAAUAUGAAGUACAAUAGAGAGCCACCUCCAAUCGGCCACCCGAACCAGCCCCCACAGCAGGAUAUUCGGCUGCCAACCACUGGAAACUCCGAAUUGCCUGCCAAGAUGUUUGCCAGAUUUUCCAAACUCCAUACCCAGAAACAGUCUCUUUGCCUACUAAUAAAGAUUUGGCUGUUUGUUGCUGGGCUUUACCGACGAGCGGGCUUGUUCGAAGAUGCUUUGGGAUCAUGGAAUGAAGCAAAACUGCAAGCGAAAGCUGUUGAAGAGCUUGUUGGUAAGCACGAAUCAUCUGCAAAAUCAUUUGCUGAUCCAGGAUGGGGAGGGACUCAGUCGUCCGAUGAGCUCUGGGGAGACGUCCAUGCAGAGCGUGGAUUUCUUUUUAAUGCCCAGUGCCAACCAUUUGAAGCUAUGAAGCAAUUCGAGGAGGCAUUAAUAUAUUCUCCGGAUCAUGUUCGAGCUACCGUGGGCCUAGCCAAUCUUCUCCUUGAUGUGUGGGAGAAGAAACUACCAACUGAAGAACCGGAACUUGGUAAUCAGUUCAGCAUGCUCAGAAUUUCGAGCCCAUCACAAACAGAUUUACCCUUAUGUGACGAACCAAACAAAGUCAAUAGCAGCUCCCCGUCGACUACUCCAUUUGCUGAACGAGAUUCGCCAGAAUAUCGUGAGCGCCUCGCAGCACGAGACCGGGCCUAUGGCCUUUUAUCGGCAAUUACCAAACUCGGAACCGCCUGGGACGACUCGGAGGCAUGGCUUUCGUUGGCAAGGGCGUAUGAACAUGGAAAUCAGGUGGAGAAAGCCAAAGAGGUGCUUUGGUGGUGUAUCGAUCUCGAAGAUAGGCGCCCGAUUCGACAUUGGUGGAAUAUUGGAUUUGGUGGCUAUAUCCUUUGA
This is a messenger RNA of Ophidiomyces ophidiicola, 3555 nucleotides long. RefSeq lists its product as uncharacterized. The coding region runs from base 1 to 3555 and encodes 1184 amino acids. Gene Ontology annotation, molecular function: protein binding. Lineage: Eukaryota; Fungi; Ascomycota; Eurotiomycetes; Onygenales; Onygenaceae. The record is from RefSeq and is a predicted model, not a curated record. The transcript is spliced from 4 exons.